AUGGCGGCUACCCUGGAGUCCUCGGUGGAGGACCCACUGCGGAACUUCGUUCGAGUUUUGGAAAAGCGAGAUGGCACGGUGUUACGACUGCAGCAGUAUGGCUCCGGCGGCGUGGGCUGCGUUGUUUGGGAUGCUGCCAUUGUCCUUUCUAAGUACUUGGAAACGCCCGGGUUUUCCGGCGAUGGGGCCCACGCUCUGAGCCGGCGAUCGGUGCUGGAGCUGGGCUCCGGCACUGGGGCCGUGGGGCUCAUGGCUGCUACCCUUGGGGCUGAUGUUGUGGUCACAGAUCUUGAGGAAUUGCAAGACUUGCUGAAGAUGAAUAUUAAUAUGAACAAGCAUCUUGUCACUGGUUCUGUUCAAGCCAAGGUACUGAAAUGGGGGGAAGAAAUAGAAGACUUGACUUCUCCGCCAGACUACAUACUGAUGGCUGACUGCAUAUACUAUGAAGAGUCUUUGGAGCCAUUGUUGAAAACUCUAAAAGAUCUUAGUGGAUUUGAGACUUGUAUUAUAUGUUGUUACGAACAACGAACAAUGGGAAAAAAUCCAGAAAUUGAGAAAAAAUAUUUUGAGCUCCUCCAGCUAGACUUUGACUUUGAAAAAAUUCCUUUGGAGAAACAUGAUGAAGAAUAUCGAAGCGAGGAUAUUCAUAUCUUAUACAUCAGAAAGAAGAAAUCGAAAUAUCCAUCAUGAAAUCUUUAGUCAUCUUACCCAAACCUCUAACAACCUGGGUAAGCUAAAGAUGUGAAUGGUGAAUGGAGCAUGUGAAUACAGCAUGGGAAGAUUGUGUUCAUAGAUUUUUCCAGCAUGUCCAUAGAGAUUCAAUAUAUAACUGACAACCACCAUGGGCUGCCUGCAAUUUGAAAAAUGAUUACUGCCUGCCUGCCUGCCAAUGGGCCUGAAAUCCAACUUAGUUUACUUGUAGCUCAGCAUCAAGUUCUGCUUAAAAGAAAAUUGUGUAUCAGUCACUCCUCAAAUGAAAAUAGGUGUUGAGGUUUGCCUA
Messenger RNA from Neomonachus schauinslandi (Hawaiian monk seal), 1000 nucleotides. RefSeq names its product valosin containing protein lysine methyltransferase (gene VCPKMT). Gene Ontology annotation, cellular component: cytoplasm; cytosol. Gene Ontology annotation, molecular function: protein-lysine N-methyltransferase activity. Bases 1 to 690 code for a protein of 229 amino acids. The record is from RefSeq and is a predicted model, not a curated record. Gene Ontology annotation, biological process: peptidyl-lysine methylation. The transcript is spliced from 6 exons. NCBI's taxonomy places the organism in Eukaryota, Metazoa, Chordata, Mammalia, Carnivora, Phocidae.